Molecule: messenger RNA, 940 nt
Organism: Manduca sexta (tobacco hornworm)
Lineage: Eukaryota; Metazoa; Arthropoda; Insecta; Lepidoptera; Sphingidae
Product: BTB/POZ domain-containing protein 17-like
Exons: 7
Molecular function (GO): protein binding
Source: RefSeq, a predicted model, not a curated record
UAUGAGUUGUGAUAUGACACUUGACAAAUGUCAAUUGUUACCAAUCUGUAAACAGCAUAAAAAUGAAUAUUCCAUUUUGUAGUAUUAUUUAAGAACAUUAUUCUUAUUUUUUUAAUGUGAAUGGAGUAAGAAAUAAAACACAAUUUAAAAAUGAGUUUCAUAACAACGGAACCUAAAGCCUUUUCGGGGUCAGAGAAAAAUUCCAAUGAAAAGGAUACCAAUGAAGACUUGGAGGUUGACAACUCACAAAGCGUGUUGCUCAAGAUAGCGACACUCUACGCUGAGCAGCUGAUGAGUGACCUCACCUUGGAAGUGGCUGGGGUGGGGUAUCCAGCCCAUAGACUCAUACUAUGUGCCAGCAGUGAGGUGUUUCAGGUAAUGUUAAUGAACAGAGAGUGGAGUGAGUGGCGCGAGAGUCGGAUUGUACUCCAGGAGACGCCCACAGCAGCUUCAGUUUUUCCACAUUUUCUAAAGUAUUUUUAUACAGGCCAGAUAAGGAUAUCAUAUCACACUGUGCUUCCCGUGUUAUCACUUGCUGAUAAAUAUAAUGUUAAGGAUCUGGUAUCAUUAUGCCUGAGUUACAUGUCGCAACACAUCGCGCACGCGGCCAAGCGCGGGCAGCUCAUCGCCUGGAUGCAGUACACAAUGGCAUGCGGACACAAUGAGGUCGCCAAGGCGUGCCAGAACUUUGUGAAGUGGAACCUGGAGUGGGUGUGGUCGGACAGCACCGGCGCGGAGACGGAGCUGGGCGAGCUGGAGGGAGAGACUCUCGUGGCGCUGCUGCAGCAGAGCGACCUCGUGCUGCACAACGAGAUGAGUCUCUACCAGUUCGUGGUCCGGUGGCUGAACAAGCAGCGCGAGAAGUUGGACGCGAGCGAUCUCAGCGAGGCCGAGAAGAAAUCGCAUUGGGAGUCACUCGUCGCAGCUGUCUUCUCGCUAG